CUCACGACUUCUUCCGCACAGCACAGCACAGCAUACAUACCAUCGCCCUCGACCUCGAUCGCGAUUGUUGGGCGGAAAACCAACCUAGCACAGGACAACCCCUCGCCAUCAAACCCCAACCCACCCACCCGACAGAAGCAAGAAAGAAUGUCCCUCAUCAUCCUCGGCGGCGGCAUCAUCGGCCUCUCGACGGCCUACUACGCCGCGCAGGCCGACCCCACCCGCAAAAUUCAAAUCGUCGACUCGGCCGCGGCCCUCUUCCAGUCCGCCUCGGGCUUCUCGGGCGGCUUCAUCGCCAAGGACUGGUUCGCGGACGAGGUCACCUCGCUGGCCGACCUCUCCUUCCGGCUGCACCAGUCGCUGGCGGACGCGCACGACGGCCGCCGGAAAUGGGGCUACAGCGCCAGCCGCGCGUUCGGCGUGACCAUGGACGAGCUGGAUGCGCACGGCCGCAAGACCGGCGGCAAGGUGCGCGGCGAGGAUUGGUUGCUGUCCGGCACGAGUCGCGCGGAGGUCGCCAAGCAGUUUUCCCCGUCCGCUAGUCCUACCCAGGGGAAGGGGGAGAGGGAUGGAAGGUUGGAUGGCCACGGCACGCCGACGUGGAUGAAUCGCCCCGCCGAGUGCGUGGUCGAGGAGAUCUCCAGUGACGCGGGGUGCGCGCAGGUGGACCCCAAGGCGCUGGUGGAGUGGUUGCUGGCGCAGUGUCGGGAGCGCAGGGUGGAGAUCCUGCUGGACACCCGCGCGACGGGGUUCAAGGUCGACCGCGACGGCCGGAUUGAGGCGGUCACGGCGGAGCAGCGCAUGUCGGUGCACAGCACCCCCGUCGAGAUCUCGUUGCCCUGCAAGGACGUCGUCAUCGCCGCCGGGUGCUGGACCCCCCGCGUGUUCCAGACGCUCUUCAAGCGCAAGAUGGCGGUCGGGAUUAAUGGACUGGCCGGGUACAGUGUCAUCGUGCGCUCGCCGCGGUAUACCCGCUCCGUGGCGCAGAAGGACCAUUCGAUUUUCUGCGCCCCCGGCCCGCAGUGGGAGUUUGCGCCGGAGAUGCUCGGCCGCGUGAACCAAGAGGGGGUCCCCGAGAUUUACAUCGCGGGGCUGAAUAGUGAUCAGAUGCCGUUGCCGGAGGUGGCCGGGGAGAUUCCGAAGUUGCGGGAUCAGAAGCAGGUGGAGCGGUUGCGGGAGGUGGCCAGGUUGUUGACCGGCAGCGAUGCUUCGACGCAGAGUGAGUUGGAGAUUGUGAGUGAGGGCUUGUGUUUCAGGCCGGUCUCGACGACCGGCUCUCCGAUUAUUUCAUCAGUCACGGGGGCUGUGAGCAGCGCUGGCGGCAAGGUGUAUGUCGCCAGCGGACAUGGCCCGUGGGGAAUCACCCUGGCCUUGGGAACCGGCCAGGUCGUUUCCGAGCUUCUGACGGGCAAGACCCCCAGUGCUGACAUCAGCAAGCUGGCGCUGAAGCAGGAUGUGUCUUUGCUCAAGAGCCAGCUGUAGAUAUGUGGUGUUUGUCCUAUUAGCGUGUU
Aspergillus japonicus CBS 114.51 is the source of this 1511-nucleotide messenger RNA. Its product is annotated as NAD(P)/FAD-dependent oxidoreductase. NCBI's taxonomy places the organism in Eukaryota, Fungi, Ascomycota, Eurotiomycetes, Eurotiales, Aspergillaceae. Gene Ontology annotation, cellular component: cytoplasm; late endosome. The transcript has a single exon. Gene Ontology annotation, molecular function: oxidoreductase activity. The record is from RefSeq and is a predicted model, not a curated record. Gene Ontology annotation, biological process: retrograde transport, endosome to Golgi. Bases 148 to 1482 code for a protein of 444 amino acids.